This is a messenger RNA of Acanthoscelides obtectus, 1539 nucleotides long. Lineage: Eukaryota; Metazoa; Arthropoda; Insecta; Coleoptera; Chrysomelidae. The record is from the annotation of a GenBank genome assembly.
GUGAAGUAGCGUCAAAACUCAAAACAUGAAACUGUCACUUGUCAAGCGACCGAUGUGAUAAGAUACGUCAAAAAUUCCUUGAUUUUUUUUGUUUUCCUAAUAUUUUGAUAAUAUACUAUUUACGCUACUGAAUUCAAAACUAAUUUACAUUUUCCGCGUUGCUCGUCGACCUAUUGACUUUGAGUUGCACACGGAGUUGCGUAUGAUGCUUUCUGAUAUGCAGCCGUUCACAGCUUUUAUGAAUGUCGAGAGCACCCGCUCUUAUAUGGACGAUUUAUAUUCCCAGGAUCCUAAUAAAUGCUUAUCAUCGAUAAUAUGCAUCAAGAACUCCGUCAUAGGAUCAAAUCGCCAAAAAGAAAGCGUAAUAGCCCAGGGCAUAGUUCCACGUCUCAUAGCACUGUUGAAGGAUAAAGAAAUGAAGUCCGAAGUUCGGAUAGAAGCUGCGGUGACCAUUGGCUCUCUUGCCAAAGGUACAGAAGACCAUAUUGAACUUCUAAUAAACUCUGGAAUAACACAAGUUUUGUUGGAGCUUUUGGAUGAAUCAGAGGCGAGAUUGAUAGACUCUUGUCUAUGCUGUUUGCGCACUCUUUCACACAACUCCAAGAUCACUGAAACAAACUACACACCCCAACACUUGACCAAAUUGUUGGCUUAUGCUGGUGCUAGAGAAAGUCUGCAGCGCCAAUCAUGUGUAGCAAGUAUCUUAAGUGCAAUAUGCAAAGGUACAUCAGAACAAAAUGCUCUAUGCUCUGUUGGAGCUCCAGCAGUUCUGGCUGCCUUAUUGUCAGUCCAAAAUUAUUCUGUAAGAAUACCAGUCGUAACGUGCUUGGCUACUAUGUGUUUCAACAACUCUGCAGUUGCAUUAGAGAUAGUGCACACCUCGUGCAAAGAUAUAAAGGUACCUAAUUAUCUGGCUACUUUGAUAUCAAGAGAUAGGCCGAUUGAGAUGCAACUUGAGGCAGCCAAAUGUCUCACCAAUCUGCAUAGAGCUGGAGCAAUACCAGCUUAUGAUCCAAUUAUCACUUACAGGACCUUGCCUUGUUUGGUUCGACUAUGUCAGGUGGAGCAUUCCAAAAUGCACAGAGCUAUAGCAGCAGACACUUUAGCAUAUCUAACUGAAGUUGAUAGCAAUCUGCAACAGGUUGCAGCUAUUAGUAACCAGUUGGUCAGUGCUUUAGUUGAUCUGCUCAAGUGUCCUUCAGUUGAAGCCAGGAGAGCUGCCUUCAGGGCUUUUGCAUCUCUAGCAGCUAACGAUGAAGAUAUUAGAAAACGGAUAAUUGACACAAAAUGUCUAAUGGACAGGGUUGUAGAUGGUUUAGGUGAUGAUAAUAAGGAAAUAAGAUUGGCUGCAGUAAGGUGUUUGCACUCGCUAAGCCGUUCAGUCCAACAGCUAAGAACAACAUUUCAGGAUCAUUCUGUUUGGAGACCCCUGAUGGUACUUUUAACAGGUAUGUACAGAUUUGUAGUCUCCAUUUGAGAAAAUAUCCACAUUGAUAUCAAUUUUAUCUAUUCAGCAGUGUAUUUGUUAGCAAUAGAAAC